GUCGGACAUCGUUUGGAUUACGUGUUGCCGUGUGCGAUUGUCGUUUCGUCCUCGCCGUCGUCGUCUCGCGCAGCGUUUGUCUCGCUUAAUAGAGUGGAUGUUUUUUUGGAUCUCUUGAUAAAGAUUCGAUUUCCGCCUCAUUUUCACAGUGUUUUUGCUUUUAAUUUUUAAUUUUUAAACAGUGUACGAAAAAUAGUGAUCGUCGUCCAGCCGUGCGUGAGUACAACAAUAAUAAUAUAAUUAACGUUAUCGAACAGAGGUGUAACGCACAUACACCGUCAUUGUUUUGUAAAUCUCAAACCGACCGUCGCUUUAAAUCAUUUCGUCACACUUUCACGCGCGUUUCGAUGCGCGUGGCGACGGCAGAGGUGAUUGGUCGGGCGGGCGUCACUCGUGUUGCCGACGUCGUGACGACGUCGGCGCCGUCACCACCGUCGUCCAGCGGCCACGCUCGGGCGACGGGUUACGUCGCGUGAUGGCCCGUCCGUGGCAGCUGUGGCUGGCGGCCGCGGUGCUGGCGGCCGCCAGCUCGACCGCGGUCCGAGCCGACGCUUGCCCAGACGCGUGCCAGUGCAAGUGGAAAGGUGGCAAGCAGAGUGUCGAGUGCCGCGACAAGUCGCUGAUCACGGUGCCAACGGGCAUUGAUGUAGCCACGCAGGUGCUGGACGUGUCCGGCAAUAACCUGCAGAUACUUCCGGGAAGUGCGUUCGCCCGGCUCGGGCUGCUCAACCUGCAGCGCGUGUACAUGUCCCGGUGCCGGAUCGGGCAGAUCGACGGCCGGGCGCUACGGGGCCUGACCAACGCCGUUGAGAUCGACCUGUCACGGAACAUGCUGACUGCGGUGCCUACGGCCACGUUGGCAGACGUGCCACUACUCCGGGACCUGUCACUCGCCGGCAACCCCAUACAGCGAGUAGGACCGGAAGCGUUCCGCCAGUGCACAGGUCUCGUCCGGUUGGACCUGUCCGGGUGUGAGCUGCAUGAGAUCGCGGCCAGUGCUUUCGUGGGCAUCGACCGGCUGGAGACGCUCAAGUUGGACAACAACCGGCUGACCGAGCUAAUGGCUGGCACUGUGGCCUCCCUGCACAAAGUGCAUGGAGUUGAGCUGCACGAAAACCCUUGGCAUUGUGACUGCCGGAUGAGGCCGGUCAAGGUAUGGCUGACCGACAACAAUGUGCCGACGGUCGUCGAUCCUGCGUGCGCAAGUGGCCCGGGCCGCGUGGCCAACCGCACGUUCUCCGCGCUGGCCGCCGACGAUUUUGCGUGUCAACCCGACAUCCUGCAGCAGGACGACCAAACCGUGCAGGCGGCCACCGGCGACAACGCGUCCGUCUCGUGCCGUGUCCACUCUUCACCGGCCGCCAAGGUGUCGUGGUAUUGGAACGGUCGGCCACUGGCCAACAACACAGCGUUCGGUCCAUUCCAGCGGGUGUUCAUGACCGAUGACCGGACGGCCACCGGUGGUGGAACCGGCCACAGCUCACUGCUGCUCACUAACGUUCAGCCUUCCGACUCGGGACAGUUCCUGUGCGUGGCCGAAAACCGGGCGGGUCGGGCUGAGGCUAACUUCACGCUGGUCGUCUCCCGGCUCGGUGGUCUCGCAUUCCUGGCCAACGGUCAGGUGGCCGGCCUUAGCGUGUUCCUGGUUUUCCUUAUCGUCACCAUACUGCUGGUCAUCGUUUACCUACUGGUCCGAAUCAAGCGGCUGCCGCCCUCGUCCACCCGGUCUGAUGGCAAGCCGCACCAGUUGGUCACCACCGCGGCGUCGGCGAUCAGAAACGGUACAGCCGCUGUAGUUGUGCAGGUCAAGCAGCCCGCGUCCGGUCCCGCCACAUCCCCGAUCACUACCACGGUCGUAUCAUCGAUGGCGGUCAAUGGCCCUUACGGAGGACUCGGCACCACGUUCGACCACGUUACGGCUGCAGAGCCUAUGGUCGGCGGGGUCAGGAGACCCGCAAAGCUCACCGAACUUCCGUUCGCCACCGAUCACUACGAGGCUUCUGGUUUCGGCCACAGUGGAGUGCUGGACGCCAGCCGGACCGUGCUGUACCGGAGCCAACCGUCCAACCCGGACCUGAUAGUGGACGCGCCCGAACAGCAGUCCCCUCAGUCUCAGCCACCCGGUGUCGUACACUCUCAGCACCAUCAGGAGGCCAGGAGGUCGGCGAGUGGUGAGUACAGGAGGACGGCCGACGAUUCGCUCUACUCGCCCGGUUUUUGGACGCAGUCGGACUCGGCGGCCAGCGAUCGGACGCCGAUCAUCGAGAAGUCACCGCCCCUGCCCGCGCAGUCGGUGGCGGCUAUCUGCAACGCCAGAGAAACGGUGAUGGUGGCCUCGGCGCCAGACCCGAAGGCGGCCAGUCUCAGGGUGUGGAAACACGGGGUGCAGGUGAUGCCGCCGCUGAGCGCGCUCAAGCGGGCACUGAACAAGGGGUCGCCGGACGAAGGAUACCAAGAAGGAUGCGGAACUGACGUUUGAUGUCGACCGACGCUCUUAAGAGAAAAACCAAGCUACUCAGGUCCACGUGCGAUUUCGUGGGCCGCAAACGACUGAUACGAACUUACAAACCGACAGGAUGUUAGGAUAACUACCUACCUACUGCAGUCGAAUGAUUCUCGAGCAUGAACAUUUAUAUUAUUAUGAUUUUUGUUUUUUUUUUUCAUAGUAUAAUUUUAUAAAUUUACUCGUUUUGUUGGUUUUAAAUUUAUUUUUAUUUAAGCCAACGGUACGCGGACUACCGGACCGGUCGCAAAGUUUCCGCCAGUGGAGAGAGGGCUGAACUCGUAUCCCCUUAUAAGCCCUAAAUGUUCUCGACCUAUCUUGUGAUAUAGGUAUAGUAGGUAUUAUAUUAUAUUAUUAUAACAGAAUACCGACUUGUUAUCAAAUUAUGUUGCUAUACAUUUACCUAGGUAUUAUUAUACUUGUUCGUAUGAUUAUAAUAUUAUAAUACCGGGUAUACCAUGUAUGGUAUACGUAUUUAUAAUAUAAUAUAUCCUAAAUAAUAAUAAUAAUAAUAUGUAACAUCCUUGAACUCACGAUUUUAGAGGGUUUCUAAAGCCACUACAGCGUGCGCGCCACAUGACCCAGUGGCGUAUUAAAACUUUGACGGAACUUUGCGGCCGUUCGACGCCCCGUUUCUUUAUUUUUUUUUUCUUAGUAAUAAUAACUGCGACGAAUUUUAAUUUAUCGUAUAUUGGCACACACAGUUCCUGUCGUAUAUAUAUGUUCAUACAUAUAUAUUAUAUAUAAUAGUUAUUUGAUAUUAUAUCGAUUGAUAGUGAAUCGAUUAUGAUAUUAUAAACAUUUUAUUGUUUGCAUGUAUCCCACGUUCCCACCUAUACCCCCUCCCCCCAUGAUGUGUGUUGUUUUGUAUGGGUUUAACCGUACGCGAAACACAGUUUAUACGGUUUUGUUUUGUUUUUUUCGUUUGUAAAAUUCUUCUAGCUUAUAUAUAUAUAU
Molecule: messenger RNA, 3460 nt
Organism: Myzus persicae (green peach aphid)
Lineage: Eukaryota; Metazoa; Arthropoda; Insecta; Hemiptera; Aphididae
Product: leucine-rich repeat-containing protein 24-like
Exons: 2
Coding region: 476-2479 (667 amino acids)
Molecular function (GO): protein binding
Source: RefSeq, a predicted model, not a curated record